This is a messenger RNA of Theileria equi strain WA, 828 nucleotides long. RefSeq lists its product as hypothetical. The transcript has a single exon. The record is from RefSeq and is a predicted model, not a curated record. Bases 94 to 828 code for a protein of 244 amino acids. Gene Ontology annotation, cellular component: ribosome. Gene Ontology annotation, molecular function: structural constituent of ribosome. Gene Ontology annotation, biological process: translation. Lineage: Eukaryota; Apicomplexa; Aconoidasida; Piroplasmida; Theileriidae.
ACAUGAUCUCUUUUACAAUUAAAGUUGAAUUUUAGUUAAUGGUUAAUACUUUUAACCGAUAGUUUAUUUGACAUCUUGAGGCAUUCCCUCAAGAUGCCCCUUGUAUAUAAGAAUCUAAGGGAUACAACGGAAUUCCAGAGGAUAGAUACUGGAAUAGGCCACGGUACAUCUAUAAACUCGUUAAAAUCGCAAUCAUUUCUAAAUGGGCCGCGUUUCAAAUAUACUUUUGGGUCCUUUCACUUGCUAGUGUUAUACACACUCUAUAUACUGUUGAUUCCACAAUGCUUUGCACUAUCAUAUCGUCGUGAGUGUAAAUCUGUGGGUUAUAUAUCCACUGGAAUCUGCUAUGGCGCUAUAAACACGAGGUCAUUCUGCGUUUCACAGAGAAGACAUGGCCUUGGCAUCAAUAGUUCAAAGGUUGACCAAAUCCUCGAAGAACUCAAAGUUUUGACACUUAUGGAAACUGCGGAACUCGUGAAGAAAAUCGAGGAAACCUUUGGUGUAUCGGCCACUCCAGUGAUGCAGGUACAGGCAGCCGGAGUUGCAACCGUUUCAGGACAAACGGAGGAGACCAAAGAAGAAGAGGAGGAAGAGGAAGAGAAGAAGAAAAAGACGUCCUUCGAAGUUCUCUUGACAGAAGUAAAGACGGAGAAACGUAUGUCAAUGUUCAGGACACUCAAGUCACUCAUGCCUGACCAUGACCUACAGCAAAUCAAAAAGAUCAUGGACAACCUACCGUUUAGCCUCAACAUAUUUAAAACACAAAAGGAAGCUGACGAACUCAAGGCCAAAAUUGAAGAAUCUGGAGGGACCGUGAAGAUACAAUAA